Messenger RNA from Musca vetustissima, 364 nucleotides. RefSeq lists its product as uncharacterized. The record is from RefSeq and is a predicted model, not a curated record. Gene Ontology annotation, molecular function: RNA binding; sequence-specific DNA binding; RNA endonuclease activity. The annotation marks the transcript as partial. The transcript is spliced from 2 exons. NCBI's taxonomy places the organism in Eukaryota, Metazoa, Arthropoda, Insecta, Diptera, Muscidae. Gene Ontology annotation, cellular component: cytoplasm; nucleus.
CAUGGCCAUGAACCGUAUCAAUUUCGUGGAGCCUAUUCUCCAGAGGUGCAGGAAUUCAUUGAGGCAUAUACCUUUAUAGAAUAUAUUAAGUAUGUGGAAGAGAAUGAUGGUGAGGGUGCAGGAGGAGAUGAGGGUGGAGAAAUGAACGAUUGGAAUGCCUCAAUGCUUCGACCAUGUUCUUUGUCGAUCCCAAUGAAUAUAUUUUGGGUGUAUCGAAAGAUCUACACUAUGUGCCAGAGUGUCUUGAAGACCGAAAAUGUUUGCUAUAAUGUCAAGGUCCGAGGUGGCGAGGCAGCCAAAUGGGGUGCCAUGUUCGAUAGUAAAUGGAUUGCUGAUGAUAUUGAUGAGGGAUUUUUCUAGUAUG